Dibothriocephalus latus is the source of this 198-nucleotide messenger RNA. Lineage: Eukaryota; Metazoa; Platyhelminthes; Cestoda; Diphyllobothriidea; Diphyllobothriidae. The record is from the annotation of a GenBank genome assembly.
AUGCUGCCGAACAUGUUGAAUCGACACGCUGAGCUGGUCCAGGACAUUUUCUUGCAGAAACUCCAUACUGACAAUAUCCUCCUUCUGCUGUGCUACUCUGUACGCCUCAUUCAGCUUUGCCUGCAUCGCCUGCUUGGCGGUGUGGAUCCACUCCAGCAGACGCGGGGCGUCCGCAGCCUCAGCUCUGCCCGGAAUCUC